UGGAGCAACUUCCUGAAAGAUUGACAGCUAGAAGCGCUCUCGUUGAGCGGCGGAACCGAUCGCUCCCGUUGUGUGCGAGGGAGAGACAAUCACAACUCGCACAUUAGUUUUUCUCUCUCUCUCCUUUGCUUGGAAUUUAACCGCGUACUUUCCGAAGAAGUUCGCGCAAAGAGCAGCGCUCGGUUUCGGACUCCCAUGAGGACGAACGGGGUGUGAACGCGGCGGCGCGGACGCCUCCAAAAAAGAGAAAACCCCUCCAAACCCCCCCCCCCCCCAGAAGAGGAGGCAGACCUGUCCGCUCGAUGGCUGCUGGGGAUGGAGCCCAGCUGCCGGCCACCGUAGCGGCCAGCCGCAGCGUGGAGAAGGCGCUCGAGGAGGCUGCCGCGAGCGGGGCUCUCAACUUGUCCAACCGCAAGCUGAAGGAGUUCCCCCGCAGCGCCAGGAACUACGACCUGUCCGACAUCACGCACGCAGACCUUUCCAAGAAUCGUCUCUGUGAGGUUCCGGAGGAGCUCUGUCAGUUCAUCUCUCUGGAGACACUGAGCCUUUACCACAAUGGGAUGCGUUCGCUGUCCUCCAGCCUGGGCAACCUACAGGCCCUCACCUACCUCAACCUCAGUCGUAAUCUCCUGUCGAGUUUACCCCCGUCAGUGUUUCAGCUUCCUCUCCUGCGAGUGCUCAUCAUCAGCAACAACAAGCUGUCUUCACUGCCCGCCUCCAUUUACUCCCUCACACACCUCCGACAGCUGGAUGUAAGCUGCAAUGAGCUGCAGUGUUUGCCUGCAGAGCUCGGUCAGCUGGAGUGUCUGAGGGACUUAAAUCUGCGGAGGAAUCAGCUCACCACACUGCCUGAAGAAAUAUCCGAGCUCCCUCUUGUGCGCCUUGACGUGUCCUGCAACCGCAUUUCCAACGUGCCCUUGUGCUACCGCCACCUGCGGCAUCUCCAGAGCAUCUUGCUGGACAACAACCCGCUGCAAAUGCCGCCUGCGCAGAUCUGCUCUAAGGGCAAAUACCACAUCUUCAAGUUCCUCAAUAUGGAGGCCUGCAAGAGGAGCCAGGAGGAGCUGGAGAGACACCUGAGACCCACUGGAUUCAACAGCUGCCUGUCAGACCAAGAGCUGUUCACCGGUCAGUUUGGAGGACUGGACUCUGGCUUCAACAGUGUUGACAGCGGCAGCAAGAGAUGGUCUGGGAAUGAGUCAGCAGAUGACUUCUCAGAGCGUUCCCUCCGCAUGGCUGAAGUCAGCAGAGACCAGAGGAACCUGGAGGAGGAGGAGGAGGAGGAGGAAGAGGAGGAUGUAUCUCCUCUGGAGCCGAACAAAAGUGAGGGAGGGCACACCUGCUUGAAUGGAGAGGCCGAGCAGGUGGACUUCAUUGACAGUAGCGUGACGGAGGAAGAGGAGGAGGAGACCAGGAUGGGUCCACCCACGCCUCCUCUGGAUCAGAAGCAGAGGUCAUCACCGUCACAAACCCAAGAUUCAACAACAUGCAGGUCCAGCCUCCACGUGGAGGUGGGCCCCCAGUCGUCAGCCUCCUCGUCUCCCUUGUCCCCCUCCAGCCCCACCUUGGAGGAGCGGAGGAGGCCGGGCACCCUGUUCAUCUGGCAGGAGAGAGAGCGGCUGCAGCAGCAGCAGAGGGAGAAGGCCAGUUUGCUGAAGUCGUCGACCAAAACAGGAAGUCAUGUGGCCACAGCACCGCAGGCAGGAAGUAGCUCAGCUGGUGCAUCUCCAGAGAACAGCAGCUCCCUGUCAGGCCUGCGGCAGAGAUGUGCUAGCGCUGAACAGAUGGGCACAGUGUCUCCCUCAGUACUUCUACAACACUCCUACAGUAGAACAGAUGUCCCGUCCUCCACGAAGACGUCCCCUCCACCCGGUCAGGCCCAGAAACCCAACAGCUUCCUGUUCCGCUCCUCCUCCCGGAACAAUGUCAAACCCACAGGCGCCAUCUUUACUCUCGGCGAGUCUGGCAGAAGUGAGUCUCGCACGACGCUGCGUUCUCCCACAGACGAGAGGCUAGACAUCACCCAACUACGCAAGACUCUGGAGUCUCGGCUGAAGAUCACUCUGCCUGAGGAUCUGGGUGAGGCCUUAUACAACGGCACCGUCCUCUGCCAGCUGGUCAACCAGAUUCGACCGCGCUCCGUUUCAAUCAUCCACAUUCCCUCCCCAGCCGUGCCAAAACUGAGUUCAGCAAAGUGUCGACUCAACGUGGAAAACUUCAUUGCUGCUUGUCGCAAGCUGGGAGUCCCCGAGACUGACGUGUGUGUGAGCUCUGAUGUGCUUCUGUGUAAGCUGCCCGCUGUGCUGCGCUGUGUGGCGGCCCUGCUGGCCACGAAGGGGGGUGGAAUGGCGGAGGACCACUCCCCUUGCCACUCCUCACCUUCGACUUCAUCGUCGUCCACCUCCUCCUCGUCCUCGCUGCUGUCCACAGAUUUCCUGCUCUUCUACUGUGCGGCCAUGGCCAUGCUCUACUUCCUCUACUGCUACCUGCUCACCUAGAGGAGACACACACACACACACACAACACAAAGUACUUACACAGUCACAUGUUGAACUGCUCUACAAACACAAACAGAAACAUGUACCGCAGUCGAAGUUUUGUAAAGUCUGAGGCCAACACACAGCUGCUCUCACAGCUGUCAUCUCAGACUGUGUGUGAGUGUGCGUGUGUGUGUGUGUGUGCGUGUGUGUGUGUAAUAUGCAUACUCUGUGUGACUGUAGAGCAGAUGUCAAGAGACCUGAGAGUGUGUGUUGAAUGUUGGAGCCUUAUAGAGCGGGCAGUCGAGCACCUUUAACAGAAUACACUACUCAGACUUCAUUUUUACGUUGACACGAAUGGAAAGCACUAAAGUGAUGGACAAAUGCUGCCUGAGAGCAGAUGAACAGUAAAAUGCCUUAGCUUAGUUUAGCCUUCACUCAGUAACAUGGUUAACUGUCAGGUGCUCAGAGGCAAAAAUCAAUCUCUCUGGUUGGGACAUGACUGGGGCAGAGCAAAGGACGCACACCCUCAGUCAACAGCAUUUACACUUUACAAAUUAUUCCUAGUCUAAACUGGAAUAUCUUCCUUCACAGCUUUUUGAUUCUGCACGAUGUAAAGCAACAAAGCAUUGAGACACUCAAAGAAGUUUCUUGAGAGCAGAGCACACAAAGCCGCAACAAGCACAAGCCCUUUACUUUGGACCUGUUCAGACCUGGUGUUAACAUCCAUUUCGAUUGUGGCGUUAGCCUCAAAUAUAUUGGCGCAUGUGAAACGCUGAGACGUGCAAAAAUACUUUUGGUUUCUGUAGUUGGUCAGAGGACGUCAGCUGAGUAGACGGUCGAGCACACACCCAUGUUCACACUGCUUAAAGAAUGUGGACACGUGAGUCUGAGUGAUCAGAUCUCAAAUGGAUCCUGGGUGCGUUUACACCUGAACUUUGCCAUCACAAGCUGUCCACUUGUGAUGAAAUCAUCUCAGGAUGGAUAGCAAACAACCGACUGCCAACACGUACAGGAUACAACAUGCCUGUAGCCAUCAAACACAACUGAACGCAUAGCUCACUUACACAGAGAAACAUUAGUAUUCAUUUGGAGUUGUAUUUGUGUCAAACUGAUGAAAGUGGACGUGUAACGUUCACUGCAAACAUGAGAGAGAGCCUUGAAACAACCAGAACAGUGAUGUCAGUGGGCCAUGAAACAAAAACAGCAAGCUAAUUCUUUGUGGGUCGGUCAUGAGUGGCACUUUUCAUAUUCCACACAAACAUUUAAUCCAUUUUUAAAUUAAAGAAUAUUGACUGGUGCAGGUUUAAGACACAUUUACACUGAGAAUGAGAAACCCCUUAUACCAGACUACAACUCAAACCAAAAGUUGUGUUAAAACUUGGGUUUGACUUUCAAAGUGUAUACUAUCAGAUUAGAUAACAUAGUACUUACCAAAGUAAUUGUCGAGUUCUGGGCUUGUGGCAGUGUCAUUAAACAAACACGAGCAGUCCGACCGGUGUAUAGAACAGAAUUAGGAAGCAGUGAUAAAUCGUCGUGGUCUGCAGGAUGCUUAAGCAGCUUAUCUAAAUGCUGCUGUUUCUAGUCAGAAUUACAAAAUGCUGACGACUGACUGGAUAUCCAAGAAAACUGGGUGGUUGGAUAAAUGUUUAAAUAUUCUCAUCACUCAACCAGAAAGAAACUGUUGUUGUUAAGCUCUGCCCGUCAAGUUAUAAGUGAACCACUGAGAUUUCUUCUGCCUCCAGAGCAUUUCUCUCUGGGAGAGGUCACAGCUUAAACUCCAGUCCGCAUGUCUGUAGCUGUUUAUAUACAGUCUAUGGUCUGUAGGCACAUAACUCAUCCUGAGAGAGAAGCUGUCGCGGUGACCAGAGAGUGAAUUGUGAAUGUGAAUUUUUUUUAAGCCUUGAGGCAGAUGCAAGUUAGUUGCUAUGGGCCCUGGAUGUUAAGCGAUGUUAUUGUUCUCACAACAACGUGACAGUGAGACAAAGAAUAAUACAGUGCCUGUUCUUGAAUGAACCCCGACCACUUGCAGAGACUGCUCUUGUUUCUGUCUCUGCUAUGUUAAAUGUGAGCAGCAGGGGGCGAUGUCGCUUCACCAACCCCCCAGCUCGAACAGACGGUACAAACCCCAACAGGAUGUUUGUGUGUGUGCGUGUUAACUUCUUUUUGGGGUUGUCACUGGUCCUUUUGACUAGCUGACUUUGUGUUUGUAUAAAUGUAAACAAGAUGUUAAAUUAUUGCUUUUUUAUUUUAGUAUUUUCUCAUUGGUGCGUUUUGUGUUUUUGGUGAACAAGCACAGGCGUCACUAAUUUGGUUCAGCCUGUACGCAAAUGUUUUUUUUAAAGCCUGUUAAGGCUUUGUGAAAUCAGCGUGUGUUAUAAAUCACACACACAAACAGGUCAAUUAGAAGUAAUCAAUAUUCAAUUAUUCAGAGGUAAAAUGACAUUGAUUGUUUAAAAGUUUUGCCCUUCGUUGGACUGGUAAAUAAUUAAUUCCUUAGGCUACACAUUUCACAGAGCAUCAAAUGAUCUGCGCUGAUUCGCCACACGCUGUGUCUGGCUUAUUGCUCAUAGCAGGUCAAUGUCAAUCACACAGAUUGUAAUCUAAUCACUGUGUUCAUUUGACUGAUGUGGGCUUCAAAUGUUUAAUGAAAUCCAGAUUGUCUAAACAGAGCCCCAUAAAUAGACUGACAUUAAACUAACGAAGUAGGGUGACCAACAUAAAUUAUUCAUAUGGAACUAUUCCAUCGAAUGUCAUGGGAAAAUUAAAUGAAUAAAUGAUCUAAAUUAUACAUUGGUAUGCUUUUCUUUUGUAGCUGUGAGAGAGAGAGUGAGAGAGGAACGUCAUAAUAUCAAAAAUAAACGGUGAACUUGUCCCUGAAUCAGCGAAGGCUGAUCCCAGUGCUGCUACGCCCAGAGCAGUCUUAAAAUGUGGAGCCCCAAUAAUACAUUGUGUAAAAUAUAUACAUUCAUUAGUAAUUCAUCAAACGAUAUAAGGAGUUAUUACAUUUGAACUGUUAUUUCUUUCUUAUGCGGACCGAUUCUCUCUCUCCUGUGAACAACCCCCACCAUUCCCCGAACCGCUGACUCCUUUACGCAAUGCCGGGGUCAGUGGUGUUCACGUCAGGCUGCUCUUUCACUUCCUAUAAUGACUCUCUUGCCCUGCACUUGCAGCGAACGCCUCAAAGGCUGUCUGUGUCUGACGGGUGGCCCUCACCACUGAGCAGCCCGUGGAUUCACCCUCCUUGGGUUGGACCACUUGUUCACUGUUUCUGUAGGGUAUCGGCCCUCGGCCCAUGACCUGACUCGCCAAACGGCUGAAUCACAACGAGCAGGUCGAUGCAGAGUUUCGUUCAAUUUAUUUUUUAUCCUUGUGUGCCUCCGAUUCAAUGCCACCUCUCUUAAGCAAGCCCAGCAAAUGCCACCAUAGUAGUUCUGUUAGCUCUUUCUUUUCAUUCUGAAAUAACAAACUGGCUGUUGCAGUAAAUAACCGCAGUACACAGAGUAACUAACGUCUCAACUUGUAUUUAGUUUAAUAGGACUACAAAUGCUAAGUAGGGUUGUGAGCAAGAUUCAACAUUCGUUGUCCAGAGAGAACCUCCCUUUUUCGUUCUUGUGUUGUACAAAAUUAAAUCCAAAUGCAGUUGAGGUAAAUCUGGAGCAGUAAACCAACACAGCAACAACUGCUGGUUGGUUGAUUCAGCUAACAGGAGCUAACUUACUAAUUUAUGAGCAGUUGUUGAGCUUGCUAGCUAAAAGGCCUGAUGGAAAAAAAAGCCAUCUCCCUGUGUGAAUUGCUUAGUAAUCGUCAUUCAUAAUAUAUGUCAAAAAAACAAUAUUAUAGUAUUUUUACAUACAAAACUGCCAGUUGGCAGGUGGCACACAGGGAACUACGCUGUAAGAUUCAUAAGUUAAAUCCGCAGGCGUAGGCAAAAACCUUGCGUUUUUACCGGACACAAAUAUAUAUGCCAAAUCAAAUAGUCAAAGUUCUAAAAAAUGUUCACUGUUUUUUUUUUUAAGAGAGGUGUAGGGUUACAUGACGGGGUGAAAGGUCAGAGGGCUGUGAUGCUGUCACUGUUUAUGAAAGAAAUGAAAUGUGACGAUAAAAAGACAAUUACAUAAAAAUAACCUAUGAAAUGUGACGACAUGAAAAUAACAAUGAACUAACAUUUUAUGUUAAUGAGUUGAUCAUUUCUCAAAUCACUUUCCAAAUUGGUUCCUUUAUAUAUUUCAUACAAUUUAUUUGCGCGUCUUAAUUUCACAAUGUCUUCAUUGAAUGUUAAACAAGUCGAGGCCCCAGAUUUGACAACAGCCAUUCUGUUGAAAUUGAAAUAUACUCUCUUAUUCAACAAGUCAUUGUACAGCACACUGGUUAUUAUUGUCUGCCGUCCAUUUUAUGUCCACAUCUCUGCUGUCUAGAGGUUAGAAUGUCCACUGUAAAAACCUCCCUUCCCAUGUCUGGAGUUUUUUAUUAGCCUGCUGUUAAGAUUACAUUUAUACUGUUUCAAUUGAAAUGUAUAUUUUAUAAAUGAAACUGAACAAGCAACACACGGUAAUUCGUUCACUGGCUUAGACCAAGCUAUAUUCUUAAACAUGUUAGCGGAACAGAAAUACUGCUGUGUUUUAUAUUUAUGAUACUCUUGUAUAAUUAAGAAUCAUUCGUUGAGUUUAUAUAAAUCUAUAUGUAAAGUUUUUCUUUUCUUCCCGCUGUAAAGAAAUUAUUAAAACUGAAACCUUGACAUGUGCUGUUUGUCUGCUUGCCCGCUGUCUUGCUUUUGCUUAAUCGGCCAAAAACUAAAUGUGAUCAGGGUAUCUGCAGCUGGCUGAACAUUUUAAUAUGCCCCCCCCCCCCAAAAAAAAUCUAAAUUUUGUAAAUGUGGAAAUAUUCUAUAUUUUUGUUCCUUUGGUCAAAUACAAUGAGCCAGUGUCCUCUAGCACAGAUUAUUAUUAUUAUAAGGUAGUUUAAUCCUCCACUAAAUAUAGUCUCCAACAGUCUCCUCCUGCAUUAAGAAACGACUCAUCCCUUUUCAGAAAUGAAGCGAUAUAUUUGAAAGCUUUACAUGUGUGUUCCUCGUCCAAGUUCAAAUUUCGAGCACGGCGUCUUUGUUGCCCCGAUCGAGGGGCAAUGGGGGAAAAUGUCUGUUUCAUGAUAUCGGGCGUGUUUCAAAUCCUAAUUGGUACAAAAAAAAACACAAACAAAUUUUAACGUUUGAAAUACUUUGUGAGAGCCAUUCGUAGCUGAGGUGGUGAACAGAUAGGCCUUUCUGUUCUUACUGUAGCACGAAGAGCAAAGAGAAUGUUCAUCAAGGGCUUCGAUCAAAAACUGGUGUAUGUGCUUCGUGAGGCCGACAUCUCACCUCUGGGGUUUGUUGUUUCUUCCAACUCGGCACAAGAAAUCUUGUGCUUGAACACCGACUCACUACAGUUGGUGAGAACGACCCACACGAAGACGAGCUUCGUGAGUCGAAGUCUAAAGGGUUGUUCGAAAGCCUCUAGAGGUUGGCAGAUGUCAGAUGUAUGUCUGGUUAACUUCUCAGAUGGGCGUUUGUUGACAAAGGAAAAAAUCUCGGAUGAUUCCACAUCUACCACUUCAAACUAAAUGAGCGAGUGUGCGCAGCCCCUGCAGAUGUCCUGAUGUGAAUCCACUGUGCCCUGUGCUUUAACCCCGUCCGAGGCCCCUCUGUGCUCUGCAGGAGGUUUGCCUCACGAAUGCCAGCCGGCCCGAGCCGGAGCGUAGUGCGUGUGUUGAGUCUCGGUCAGAGACGAGGCCGCAUCGGCCUGUAGGUUGGUAUGGCACCUGCGCUGCUGCCUUCCCCCUCGGUCUCCCCCUCGCCGCAUCACCUCCGCGUGCGGCCGGCCUGCUGCCCAGACACGCCCGUGGGGCCCCACAGGCUCUGGGUUCUCAUGGGUGUCAUCAGACCUCAGGUUCAACAGUUGAUCAGCUCAUCGCGACAGAGUCGGUGGCGCUGAUUAUGAAGAUUGAGUCUUUUUGAAAUUCCUAGUGGGCCUUUACUGGGACAUGUCAAUUUCUUUGUGGGGGAGCGAGUUCCUCUCGCAGGUUCCAUCUGAAAUGAAACAAGCCUCAGAACCAGUGCAGCAGACAUCAGGCAGUGCAGGGGGGGCAAACCAAUUUAGAUUCAUACUUGAAUGCUGAGAUCUGAUGCAACAACUUUCAGGAUAGAAUAAUAAACCCUUGAAUUAUUGCUGUAAAAGCAGUAAAAAAAAAAAAAAAAGCAUGAAAACAAAAAAUCCUUCAGCAAGAUUUGAAGAAAAAAAAGCACAGACAUUCAAUUCUCAAGGUUAACCAAUACCAAUUUAUUUGCUUGGAAACCAUCUAAGUCUGAGCUAUGACGAUGCACUAUCCACGUCAUGGCAUUACACAAGGCCAGGUCAAUCUCUUUGGGGCGUUUACCUUUAUAUGUGUUUCUGUCUUCUCUUUUCCCGGGAGAAACGUCGAGCGAUAAUCUAUGUACAGCAUCAGGCUUCUUUUUUUGCUUUUUUUUAACAGUGCACAUGAAACUGCCACAUCCCCAUAUUAGGUCAAACUAGUUCAUCAGUUACAGAGCCACGUCAUUCACCUCGUAAGGAUGCGCCGGCAGAUUGCAGUGAGACGGGCCCGGACUGUGGAUGGAGCGACGGCGGCGGACGCGUUGCCAUGAAAUGUGUGCAGGCGACCUGGUGGUCGGCCAACUCGCCCCAGUGCCACCACGUGUAGUGAGUCACUGACCCUCCACGACCCCGUCGUCUCGGCACCCACUGAAUGGACCGAUCCGGACUUCUCAUCUCGCGCCACCCUCGGGUCAAAGCGUCACCCUGUCCAGUGCUUUUGCUUUGUGAUCAAAUAUCUGCAACCCCCCCCCCCCCCCCCCCCCCCCCCCCCCUUCCCGGCUCGGCUGCAACUUUCCAAGGCCAACAUGCCCAAUUAAAAAGAAUGAAGACUGUAGGCUAAACAUAAUUGCCAAUUGAUUUGCUAAAAGUGGUUAAAACCACUAAGUCCAUCCAAGUUACUGCUCACCCGUCAUAUCCACUCAUAUCUCAUCCACAUGCUUUAUUAUUCUGUCGCUGAUCACAUUUUUUCUGCGAACCCAGACCCUGAUCAGAGUCAGCUGUAAGUUGUGUUUUGUCGAACCAUCUGCAGGCCUGUGAGCCUGCGGUGUUAGUUUGACUUGCCGCAGGCCCGGUCGGAUGCUUCUGUCCCUUCAGCGGCGGAUCCAAGUUUGUUGUCCGAGCAACGAGCGUCAGUCAAACAGGAAGUAGGCAACAAGCCCAAUCCGCACAAGUGCACAUUCAGCUGAAUCAAGAUAUUCCAAGAUGUGGUCCUGAAACGUUGCAUCACAAGAAUAAAAGUGUUUACUGUAGAAUGACCAGUACUGGAUUUAGCAAGGCCAAAUCUGAUAAUGUCUCAGCUGAUAUUACCUAAUAAAUAAUAUAAAUAAACAAUUUUUGAAAAAAAAAAUCCCCCAAAUUAGUUAAUUAAAGAAUUUUAAACAAGAUAUGCUGUUUUACACUACAGUCCCCAGGUUUGUAAAUGGGAUUUAGGGAAAGCAGCUAAAGAAAAUGCUAAUUGAUGCAAUUUAGUUUUUACUUUUUCAAACGUUGGCGAACUUAAAAAAAGGAUUCAAAAGAAACUGAAUCCGACGUAUUUUCAAUAU
Scophthalmus maximus (turbot) is the source of this 10128-nucleotide messenger RNA. It is a transcript of the gene lrch4, whose product is annotated as leucine-rich repeats and calponin homology (CH) domain containing 4. The transcript is spliced from 18 exons. The record is from RefSeq and is a predicted model, not a curated record. The coding region runs from base 303 to 2498 and encodes 731 amino acids. Lineage: Eukaryota; Metazoa; Chordata; Actinopteri; Pleuronectiformes; Scophthalmidae. Gene Ontology annotation, molecular function: protein binding.